CUUGACCACUUAAGACCGCGAAGUCUGUAUUUCUGUUCUCCAUGAUGAUGAUAAAUCUUGAUUUAAGUGUGGCUGCUGCUUUGCGCAAGUCUGGAGGCAUACUCAAUCCCAUUCCUAUGGGAGAUGCCAUCCUUUUCGGUAGCAACACAAGACAAGAACCUUUUACAUUGGUGACCCUUACUGAUGACCAGCGUUUUGCCAUUGAGAGGGCAAAGAAGUAUGCUUUAGAGCAGAGUAUUCAAAAUGCACUCAGCAAACAAGCAGCGCAGUUACAUCAGCAGGACCUAAACACAAUCAAGAGAAAUCAAGCCCUCAUCUUGCUGAGUCGAAUAUAUGUUGGGUCAAUUAGUUUUGAAAUUGGGGAGGAAGAAAUUCGUAAGACUUUUUCUCCGUUUGGACCAAUCAAGUCUGUCGCUCUGAGCUGGGAUACAGUUCUCCAGAAACACAAAGGGUUUGCAUUCGUGGAGUUUGAAGUCCCAGAAGCUGCAUCUUUGGCUUUGGAACAGAUGAACGGUUACACAUUAGCUGGUAGAAACCUCAAGGUUGGUCGACCGAGUAAUGCCCCUCAGACUGCUGCUCUGGAGGCUGAAUUGCGCGCAGAAGCCAGCACUAAACCUCGUGUGUAUAUUGCUUCAGUACAUCCAGAACUAACUGAAUCCGAUAUUCAAACUGUUUUUGAGGCAUUUGGGAAAGUUAACAGCUGCAGCUUGUAUCCAGAUCCUAAAUGUCCUGGUCGCCAUCGGGGUUUUGGCUACAUUGAUUUCGAAUCAGAAGAAGCCGCUAUUGCGGCUGUUUCAAGUAUGAACUGCUUUGACUUAGCCGGACAACAACUCCGUGUUGGACGCGCCAUUACGCCUAAAGGAGUGCCUCUCCCGUUCGAACUCAAUGCCAACAAAGGCUUGACUUCAGUUUCAACCAACCCGAUAUCAACCUCGGCUGUUGCCUUUGCGGCUGCAUCGAUUUCCGCUAAGGUUAUGACACUGUCUGCAGAGGAGAUGACUGCAAGCAACCUUAAUGGAACUAAUCGUUCUGCACCUACUGGAUUCUCUGGUCCACCUACAGCUGUACAAAACCUUCCGCCCCCUGGUGUUUUUAUUCCUACUACUAUUGGUGACACUGUACCACCAGCAUUGGAAGAAAAGCAGAUUGAAGAUGUAGUUUCCAUCACAACUGCGUCUGUUUGGGAUGACGAUGACGACUCAGCAAUCCCUCUCCCAACUUCUACGGAAGAAGUUCCUGAGAUCCCUACUGUAAACGAAAUGGAACAGGAUCAUCCCAGUGUGGUUAGUCACGUAAAUGACGCUGAAGACACUGAAGAUAUAUUCACUAUCAGCAUGUCCAGGGUCUUAUUACUGGAAAAUAUGGUAGGUGUUAAUGAAGUAGAUGAUGAACUCCAAGAGGAAGUAAUGGAAGAAUGUGGGAAUUAUGGCUCGGUGCUACGAGUUUUGAUACACAUAAUGGGAAAUCAGGACGUGCGCAUUUUUAUUCAGUUCGACCGAUCGGAUGAUGCAAAAUCAGCAUGCAAUGCUUUGAAUCAACGAUAUUUCGCUGGACGGGUCGUACAAGCACGACUGUAUGAUGAAGAACGUUUCCAACUCCAUGAACUGGAUGACUAAGGAUAAUUUCUGUUUUGUGAAUUAUAUUUUAUUCGGAAAUGCAUCAGUAUUAACACCGUAACACUGUAAUAAGAAUAUUUAUGUGAACUAUUCGAUUUGUUAGCAGUUGUCCGAAUUCUUAUGUACUUGCUUCCCCUUAUCAUUUGUAUAUACACGCAGUGUUCAAUUUUAUAUUAAAUGAACGUUGAUUUUUUAAAAUGCCAAUUUCUAUUUUCAUAUAAGACCGAUUUUACAUUCUCCAUGCUGGUGACAUGAAUUUUUCUAUACACUGAUUGUGCGGAUCUUAUGGUGUUACUGACUUAUUGAGGAAUUCAUCAUAAAUAAUGUUUUAUUUUGCAUCUUGAAAUCUGCUUGGAAUUAAAGCCCUAUUUUGCUAUGUGAAAAGGCUCAAUUCCAUGUAUAAUGUUGAAGUUUGAGGUUGUAAGCUAAUGAUUCACUGAUGCUGGGUGAUGAUUGGAAGUGAAUGUUACCGAUGGGUUUUACGGGUAGGUUUUAAAGAUGUAUACAAAUCAACCUUGUAAUUUGCUUCAAUAAUCUUUAACUAUGGACAACAUUGAGUCUUUUUUGUGGCAACUUUAAAUUACAUUCUGGAGCCC
Heterobilharzia americana is the source of this 2212-nucleotide messenger RNA. The record is from the annotation of a GenBank genome assembly. Lineage: Eukaryota; Metazoa; Platyhelminthes; Trematoda; Strigeidida; Schistosomatidae.